Cladocopium goreaui is the source of this 1687-nucleotide messenger RNA. The record is from the annotation of a GenBank genome assembly. NCBI's taxonomy places the organism in Eukaryota, Dinophyceae, Suessiales, Symbiodiniaceae.
GCCACGACAGUCAGCCCAAUAGGGCGACAAUGCGACCUGCGCCGUUGCCAAGCUGCUGAGAGGAUCAAAUUGUCAUCGUGAUGGAGGAAUUCGCAAAGGCGGAGCAAGCAAAAGCCGAUGGCAACAAGUACUUCCAAGAAGGCAAGUAUGCCAAAGCCCUCGCAUCCUACUCUAUGGCCAUUGAGUUGUCGGAGGAUGAUGGGUUGGACGGGUUGGAUUCCUUGGACGAUACCAAGCCAAAGAAUCCCAGCAUCCAGAUUUACUACGCAAACAGAGCAUUUUGUCACAUCAAGAUGGAGAACUUUGGCUCCGCCUUGGUAGAUGCCACCAAAGCUAUUGAAGCAAAAGAAGACUUUCCAAAGGGCUGGUACCGACGAGGCUCCGCCCAGAUGGCUCUAGGACGGCCCAAGGAAGCUCUGAAAGACUUCAUGCAGCUUUGCAAGUUGGCUCCAAACGACAAGGAUGCCAGAGAAAAGCUGAAACAAUGUCAAAAACAAGUCCAAGCUGACAAGUUUGCCAAAGCCAUUGGCUGUGAGAAGACCAAGCCCGCAAGUGAAACAGUGGAUGUGGCAAAGAUGGAGGUUGAUUCAACCUAUGAUGGGCCAAUGUACAUCUCUGGCUCAUGCACCGUUGACUUCUGUCAGCACCUCAUGGAGCAUCAGAAAAAGGAGCAGUGCAUUGCCAAGAAGUUUGCCUAUCAGAUUGUCUUAGAUAUGAUCGAGAUGCUGAAGCAGUCAAGCACAUUGGUGGACAUCGACGUUCCCGAGAAGGGUGAGGUCACAGUCUGUGGAGAUGUCCAUGGGCAGUUCUAUGACCUGCUGAACAUCUUUGCCCUCAACGGUGUUCCUUCAGAGGCGAAUCCGUAUUUGUUUAACGGUGACUUUGUAGACCGAGGAUCCUUCUCUGUGGAGGUGAUCCUAACCCUCUUUGCCUGGAAGCUAGCGUUUCCAAAUCACAUGCACUUGGCUCGGGGAAAUCACGAGACAAGAAACAUGAACAAGUUGUACGGCUUUGAGGGGGAGGUGACCAAGAAGUACGGUGAGGAGCUCUACCAGCUCUUCUGCGAAGCCUUUUGCUUACUACCACUUUGCCACGUGAUCAACCAGCAAGUUUUCGUGGUGCAUGGUGGUCUUUUCUCACAGGAUGGUGUCACCUUAGAUGCCAUCCGGAAGGUGAAUAGAGAUUGUGAGCCACCUGAUGAGGGCCUUAUGACGGAAAUGCUGUGGAGCGAUCCCCAACCCGGCCGAGGCCGUGCACCUUCCAAGAGAGGGGUUGGGGUGGCCUUCGGCCAAGAUGUGACGGAGAACUUUCUGAACGUGAACGGCCUCAAGAUGGUGAUCCGUAGCCACGAGAUGAAAGAAGAGGGCUACGAGAUCGAGCACAGCGGAAAACUGGUCACAGUUUUCUCGGCUCCGAACUACUGCGACCAGAUGGGAAACAAAGGUGCAUUCAUCAGACUUGAUGGGAAGACCAUGACACCAAAAUAUACCACCUUUGCCCAUGUCAGUCACCCAAAUGUGAGGCCCAUGCAGUACGCCAAUCCCAUGCUUGGACAAUUGAUGGGCAUGUCAUAAGUCCCUGGAGUCCCUGGCGGCCUGAGAUCCGUGGCAAUUUUGUACUGAGCCCGGCCGGAGAAAAAUGUUUCAAAGCGUCAAUGAGCACUGGCAAGCAAAUAUUGAUGGACAUG